UGGUGAUGGAGCUUGGGGUGCAGCCAAGGAGCACUUUAUCUUUUUUUUGAGUUGGAGCAGUCGAAAGUUCAGGCAAAUGCAGUCGCCCUGGGCACUGCCAUAGCAGCUUGUGAGGCAGCUGGACAAUGGGAGAUUGCUUUGCAGUUGAUGGUGGCCCAUGAAGAGAUCCUGGACCUUGCGUGCUUGAAUUGCGGCAUCAGUUCCUGCGAACGUGGCAGCAGAUGGCAGCAUGCAUUGGUUCUUUUUGCGAAAGCACAGCUGCCAAAUGACUCUACCUACAGUGCUGCAAUGCUUGCAUGUCGCAAAGCUAAUCAGUGGCAGGUAGCUUUGAGCCUGUGGACAGAACGGAGAGCAGUUUCUCCGGCACCAACAUCAAUCACCUGGAGUGCAGCUGUUAGCACGGCGGAAUCUGGCAGUCAGUGGCAAUUGGCGCUUUUCUUACUGCAGGAAUGUGGAGAUUCCUUUUUGCAAGUGGACGGAAUUAUAUACAGUGCAGCAAGCAGUGCUUGUCAAAAAAGUCAUCAAUGGCACUGGCCCCUGCAGCUCAUGCAGGUGAUGCAGUGCACCAAUGUUGAGCUGCCUUUGGUGGUGGAGAGCGUAGCCCUAGAAGCUGCUGUUGCUGGUGGGUGGAAAGCUACUGUGCAUCUUCUGGAUAAAAUGCAAGGUCGGGCGCAAAGCGAUGGUGCAGUGAUGGCGGUGGCAACGGCGGCGUGCUGUCAGCAACAACAGCAUGAGCAGCUUCGUAAGCUGUUGGAUGACAGCCAAGACGCUACUGUGAAGGCACUUUGGCACACCCGGCUGUUCUAUGAAAGCCGGGAUUGCUUCUGCUGAGAUUCUUUCAAACCUUUCACUCCCUUAGUGGGAUGCGGCACCUGUGCACGAGUUCAGCCUCAGAGAGGGC
Messenger RNA from Cladocopium goreaui, 901 nucleotides. NCBI's taxonomy places the organism in Eukaryota, Dinophyceae, Suessiales, Symbiodiniaceae. The record is from the annotation of a GenBank genome assembly.